AUGGCGUCGUCGAGCUCUGCUGGUACUACUAGUGAUGGCAACCAGGGCCUCAAGGCUCGAGAUGUCUGCAUCGUCGGCGUCGCCCGCACGCCCAUCGGCGCCCUCCUCGGGUCGCUCUCGUCCCUCCCGGCCACCAAGCUCGGCUCCAUCUCCAUCCAGGGUGCUCUCAAGAGGGCGAAGGUCGACCCGGCUCUAGUGCAGGAGGUGUUCAUGGGCAACGUCCUCAGCGCCAACCUCGGCCAGGCCCCGGCAAGGCAGGCGGCUCUUGGCGCUGGCUUGCCCAACUCCGUCCCCUGCACCACCGUCAACAAAGUUUGCUCCUCAGGAAUGAAGGCUGUCAUGUUUGCGGCGCAAAGUAUUCAGCUGGGGAUCAACGAUGUCGUGGUCGCCGGUGGCAUGGAGAGCAUGUCGAAUGCCCCCAAAUAUGUGGCUGAAGCAAGGCGAGGGUCACGGUUCGGACACGAUGUCCUGGUUGACGGGAUGCUCAAGGAUGGCUUGUGGGAUGUCUAUAAUGAUUUCCCGAUGGGAAUGUGUGCUGAAUUGUGUUCAGACCAGCACUCAAUCUCAAGGGAGGAACAGGAUUCUUAUGCUAUCCUCAGCAAUGAACGUGGAAUAGCAGCUCGGGACAGCGGUGCAUUUUCUUCGGAAAUUAUUCCUGUUGAAAUUCCUUCUGGUAGAGGGAAACCACCAGUAGUUGUGGACAAGGAUGAGAGUCUUGCAAAGUUUGAUCCAGUAAAGCUGAAGAAACUUCGACCAACUUUUAAGAAGAAUGGUUCUGUGACGGCUGGCAAUUCUUCUAGUAUAAGUGAUGGUGCUGCUGCAAUUGUCCUUGUCAGUGGAGAGAAAGCCAAGAAUCUUGGCCUUCAAGUUAUUGCAAGGAUUAGAGGGUAUGCUGAUGCUGCACAGGCACCAGAGCUGUUUACGACAGCUCCAGCUCUCGCUAUUCCAAAGGCUAUAUCAAAUGCAGCUCUUCAAACUUCACAGAUUGAUUAUUAUGAAAUAAAUGAGGCUUUCUCUGUUGUUGCUGUAGCUAAUCAGAGGCUUCUUGGUAUCCCUUCUGGAAAGCUAAACUUAAGUGGUGGCGCUGUUUCUCUGGGCCAUCCUAUCGGCUGCAGUGGUGCACGGAUUAUAGUCACUCUGCUUGGGAUUCUUAGGCAGAAAAAUGGAAAAUUUGGUGUUGCUGGAGUUUGCAAUGGUGGAGGCGGCGCUUCAGCCCUCGUUUUGGAGCUCAUUGGGACACUAGAAAACACUCGUUAA
Miscanthus lutarioriparius is the source of this 1257-nucleotide messenger RNA. The record is from the annotation of a GenBank genome assembly. NCBI's taxonomy places the organism in Eukaryota, Viridiplantae, Streptophyta, Magnoliopsida, Poales, Poaceae.